Myripristis murdjan (pinecone soldierfish) is the source of this 2389-nucleotide messenger RNA. RefSeq names its product carbonic anhydrase VII (gene ca7). The record is from RefSeq and is a predicted model, not a curated record. Gene Ontology annotation, cellular component: cytoplasm. The transcript has 7 exons. Gene Ontology annotation, biological process: regulation of intracellular pH. Gene Ontology annotation, molecular function: carbonate dehydratase activity; zinc ion binding. Lineage: Eukaryota; Metazoa; Chordata; Actinopteri; Holocentriformes; Holocentridae. The coding region runs from base 111 to 902 and encodes 263 amino acids.
CUAUAAACUUCAUCAAUAGCCCCGCACCGGCCAAUGCCCGUGUCGGCCUCACACGUGUGGAACAGGCUGCAGCAGUCAGACGCCGACGAGAACAUUUUAAUCAAAGAACAAUGACAGGGAAUCACUGGGGAUAUGGAGAGAAUAACGGCCCAUCUGUGUGGCACAAAAACUUUCCUGUUGCUCAGGGGAACCGCCAGUCUCCCAUUGACAUUGACCCUCAUCAGGCUUCAUAUGAUCCCAGUCUGCCACCGAUUCUUCUGAGCUACGACCAGUGUAACUCCAUCAACAUCACCAACAACGGACACUCUGUAGUGGUGGACUUUGAUGACUCAGAUGAUAGAACGGUGAUCCAGGGAGGCCCUCUUGACAACGGCUACAGGCUGAGACAGUUCCACUUCCACUGGGGUGGAAAGGGCUGUCAUGGCUCUGAGCACACUGUUGCAGGGAAGAGCUAUGCAUCUGAGCUUCAUCUAGUCCACUGGAACGCUACCAAAUACAAGACGUUUGGGGAGGCAGCGACAGCCCCUGAUGGCCUUGCUGUCCUCGGCAUCUUUUUAGAGGCAGGUGAUGAUCACAGGUGGCUCCACAAAAUAACAGAUGCUCUGUUCAUGGUGAAGUUUAAGAACAGUGUUGCAGAUUUUAAAGGUUUCAACCCCAAGUGCCUCCUACCCAGCAGCCUGCACUACUGGACCUAUCCUGGAUCCCUGACCACGCCCCCCCUCCAUGAGAGUGUCAUCUGGAUCGUCCUGAAGGAGCCAAUCAUAGUGUCUGAAAAACAGAUGAGCAAGUUUCGAAUGCUUCUGUUCAACACGGAGGAGGAGGAUCAGAGGAUACGGAUGGAGAACAACUUCAGGCCACCUCAGCCUCUGAAAGGCAGGAAAGUGCGCGCCUCCUUUAACUAAAGUGACUACAGGAAGUCUGAAACUAUACAGCAGUUGACACAAGUGCUCUUUAAGGCAUCUGAGUUGAAUGUAUGAAUUCGGCUGCACGCCCCACCUCAUGGCAGCCUGUCCUGUGGAUUACUGCUGAUUUCUGUAAACUGAAGAAAAUAAAGUAUAAGGUAUAAUUCUCAUCACUGCCAAAACAUUGAGAUACCUGUUUCCAGCUACUGGGGAUUUCCAGCUACAGAGGAUUCAAUGAAUAAUUACAACCUCCAUGAGUUUCAAUAGUAAAAUAAUGAAAUUACAAUGGAGGAUGUUGGGAAAGAUCAUCUUAUUGUGGUCAGUAAUGUUUAAGGAUAUUCAAAUGUCAUUUGUGUAUUUUAAAAGAAUAAUAACCCAUGAAAUGUAAACAGAAGCAAAUCAAAGCUCCUCCAAUAUCUGUUCAAGGAAAACAAGUGUUGCUGAGACAAGAUGCAGCAAGGUUUGUGCAAGGUGUUUUUUUUUUUUUUUUUUUUUUUUUUCUGUUGCCAGUACAAUCUGUAGCUGUUGUAAGGUUGACAUCCCGCUGCUCUCGCGCUGCACCAUGUGACUGCUUGUCAGUGGUCCGCAGAUCCAGGGACUCUGCAUCCUCACUGAUCCCAUCUGAUCCCUGUUGAUCCAGCCUAUUGCUUGUGGAUUCUCAGUCCUUGUGGAGCUAGAUCCCUUCCACUCCCAAAAAUCACAACUGGAGGUGCGGUAGGAUUAGUGCCACGGCUGCUAGAACUCAUCUGCUCGGCCACGACGGAGGGGGUCUGAAAGUCGAAUCUCAGGUUCUUUUAGAGCUUAAGGCACACUCGUAUAUAUCCCCGACAGGGUGGCCCAUUAUUUUUAGCAUGUUCACUAGCUUAAGCAAACAAACCCCUCUAUGUUCACAAUUGUUCUCCAUCCCUAAUUUUGAUGUUUAUUUAUUUAUAAACUGUAGCAAAUUGAACAGAGCCUCAGCAUUAUGGUAGAGCUAUCAUUUUUUUCACAACUCUAAACAAUCAGUCUACAGACCUCUAUUUUUUUUUUCUCCAUCCCAGGGUAAAAUUACGCUCCAUGUGUGAAGUGUCAGAUUUCUUGAUCCAGUGUUUUUCUAUGCAAGACUGUUUCAGAGUCUGAUGCACUCUGUGAUUAACAGCUUGACCCUGAGGCUGCAGUUGUGAGAAAAAUGCCUCCACAGUCCUCUGUGUUAUUCCUAAUGGAGGCCCUGGCGUCUCACAGUUGUGUGUGAGUUAUGGCAGCUCAGUGUAAUGCUGUUCCUUAUUUAGAAUUUUGGAUUUCCCUAGCAGAGAGAUGGUGGCAGGGAGAAACUUAUUUUAUGUCCAUUCAACAGAACCUCAGCUAUGAUUGUUUUCAUGUCAUUGCUGUUAAAUAACAAUAUAAAUGUAAUUUAUGAGUGUGUUUAGUGACUGUAUGUUUGUAAUGUAUUCAAGUCAGCAUGUUUUUGUUGAAUGAAAUGAGAUUUAAAAUAAAUUGGAUUCAAGUAA